Salvia miltiorrhiza (redroot sage) is the source of this 2783-nucleotide messenger RNA. RefSeq names its product pentatricopeptide repeat-containing protein At4g02750-like. Gene Ontology annotation, biological process: RNA modification. The coding region runs from base 57 to 2090 and encodes 677 amino acids. The transcript has a single exon. Gene Ontology annotation, molecular function: RNA binding; protein binding. Lineage: Eukaryota; Viridiplantae; Streptophyta; Magnoliopsida; Lamiales; Lamiaceae. The record is from RefSeq and is a predicted model, not a curated record.
UCAACUCUUAAUUUCCAUUCCCUUUCGUCUUUGCAGUGUCCUACUUGUAAUGGAGUAUGUCGUCUCACCUCAAACAAGCAUUCGCGCUCACCCAAUCUCUUUAUCUGAAACCUUAUUCAAAUCACCGGACACUCACCACGGUGCUGAACUUGAAGCCCUUCAACUCAAAGAUCUCAAAUUUCAUGAGAAACGGGCUAGUUGAGGAUGCCCAACACCUAUUCGACGAAAUGCCUCAAAGAAAUACUGUCACGUAUAAUGCUAUGAUCAGAGGCUACUUUCAAAACGGUUUCCACCAAAAGGCGGUGAGUUUGUAUAAACAGAUGUCGGUCCGUGAUAUUUUCUCGUAUAAUACUAUGAUAUUUGGAUUGAUGAAAUGCGGGGAUGUGAAAGAGGCUGAAGGUGUGUUUGAGAGCAUGAAGCAUAGGGAUAUUAUUUCUUGGAAUUCGAUGAUUUUGGGCUAUGUUGAUAAUGAUAUGAUGAGUGAGGCGGUGAGGGUGUUUGUUGCAAUGCCUUUCAGAGAUAUUGUUUCAUGGAAUUUGGUUUUGGGAGGAUUGGUGAAGGUUGAGAAGUUUGAUUUGGCAGUGGAGAUGUUUGGGGGAAUGGUCAUGCGAGAUGUUGCAUCAUGGACUAUCAUGGUGAAGGCGUUUGUGGGCGCUGGCAAUAUUGUCGAAGCUAGGAGAAUCUUUGAUGAUAUGCCAAUGAAGGAUGUUGGAGCUUGGAAUACAAUGAUUGGUGGUUAUGUGCAACAAAAAUUUGUUGAAAUUGCACAAGGUUUGUUUCAUAAGAUGCCGGAAAAGGAUGGAAACUCGUGGAGUGUUAUGAUAGACGGUUUCUUGAAUGUUGGGAGGGUCGGGGACGCCUUGAGGCUUUUCCACGAGGCACCUCAGAAGCAUAGGAAGUCAUGGAAUUCUGUCAUGCUGAGCUUUGUCAGGAACGGUUUGGUGAGAGAAGCUCAUGCGAUUUUAGAGAAAGUUCCAUUCAGUGGCAUUGUGUCGUGGACGAAUGUCAUGAUUGGGUACUUUAAUAGGGAAGAGGUUGAAAACGCCAUGAGAGUUUUUCAACUGAUGCCUUGUCUUGAUACGGCCGUGUGGAAUGCUGCCGUGUUUGGAUUGGGGGAGAAUGAUCAGUUUGAGAAUGGUGUGAGAUUGUUUAUCAAAAUGAAGGAAGAUGGUGUUUCCAUGGAUGAAGCCACGUUUACAAGUUUCCUCACUAUUUGUUCGAACAUGCCAUCGCUAAAUCUCGGGCAACAAAUUCAUGCUGAAGCUAUUAAGGUUGGAAUUGAUUGCUUCACUGCUGCUGGUAAUGCAUUUAUAACUAUGUAUUUCAGAUGUGGUAACAUGAACUCUGCAUUGCUCGAGUUCAAAUCCAUGGCCUGCCAUGAUGCCAUCUCGUGGAACUCUGUAAUAUGCGGAUUGGCUCAGCACGGGCUUGGUGAAAAAGCUGUAGAGGUGUUUGAAAAGAUGAGGUUAUCGAGAGUGGAACCUAACAAAAUCACUUUUGUAGGUAUCCUCUCUGCCUGCAGCCACGGAGGGCUCGUGGAACUCGGGAAGCAUUACUUUGAUGUUAUGAGAAACGAGUACUCUCUCAAGCCGACGAAUGAGCACUAUACUUGUAUGGUGGAUUUGUUGGGGAGAUUCGGGCUUAUUGAUGAAGCGAUGGAUGUGUUGAAUGAGAUGAGCAAAGAUGGGGUGGAGGUUCAAGCAAGUGUUUGGGGGGCGCUGCUUGGAGCGUGCAGAAUGCACAAGAACGUGGCGUUGGCUGAGAUUGCUGGGGAGAAGAUUUUGGACGUGGAGCCUUGUAACUCGGGCGUGUAUUUGAUUCUUGCUGAGAUGUAUCUGGCUGAGGGGAGGAGAGAAAAGGCGUAUAACAUGUGGUUUCGUAUGAAAGACAACGGUGUGAAGAAGCAACCUGGCUGUAGUUGGAUUGAGUUGAGCGUUGGUGGGAAGGUGUUCUUAGCUGGAGACAGAGCACAUCCCGAGUUUGAGAGCAUCUCGUGUGCGUUGAGCUUGAUUUAUCACGAGAUGGGCUUCCAAAACGCCUAUCUCAAUGCUGCCGCAGAGGAUCUUGGAGGAGCAUCUAUCCAAUGCUGAAAUAAUCACAAAUGGGAAAAGAAAAUGGAUUUUCUUGUUCAAUUUGUAGAGGAGAAAAUGGACAACUAUAAGAUUUUGGGAUUGCAUAAUGAUGUAUGCGGAGGAUCAGUGGUAACAGAGGUUGAGGUUGAUGCAUCACCUACCUUAAAAUGGUGGGUGAUGGAUUCAAGAACUCCCAACAGAUCAUCAACCUCGACAAAUGGUGUAGUCGAUGGUUCAAGUUUUGCUUGUCAAGAGCAUCAAUGGGCCGGGGCCGCUCAAUGGUGAGCAAGACUGUUCCAACACCACCGGGCUCUCUCUAGGAUCUUGCCUGAGGUGUGAUCGUGGAGAUAAUGGUGUCCGCCACGAAAUCAAUGGCUUCAAUGACGAAACACAACUCAGUUGGUAAGAUUUUUCCUCUCCAGCUUCACCAUAAAGGGAAAUUGAAAACCAUUAUUUAUCAUCUCUUCAUUUAAGGAAAAAAAAAAAAAAAACCAAUGGCCUCGGAUCGAUCAAUCGUUGUAAGUGAUGAAUUACUACUGCUUUUACUGAAUGAGAUUGAUUUUACUUGUAGAUUUAAUCAAGGGAACUGAUGAAUAUUGAUCAAUCGGCUCACUAAUGCUAAUUAAUGUGAACUGUGAAAGUUGAACUUGUAUUUGUAGAGUAUAAGAUAAAUGUUGUGAUGUCUGAAUCAAUUAGUUGCCCUUCAGAAAC